Molecule: messenger RNA, 1114 nt
Organism: Linderina pennispora
Lineage: Eukaryota; Fungi; Kickxellomycota; Kickxellomycetes; Kickxellales; Kickxellaceae
Exons: 5
Coding region: 1-1077 (358 amino acids)
Biological process (GO): mitochondrial respiratory chain complex IV assembly; protein insertion into mitochondrial inner membrane from matrix
Cellular component (GO): mitochondrial inner membrane
Molecular function (GO): membrane insertase activity
Source: RefSeq, a predicted model, not a curated record
AUGGCACCGGCAUCCAGAUUCGGCGUGGCAUAUGUGGCCCGGGCCCUGCGCACCUCGCAGCCUCUUGCAUCUUCUGCGCAGGCGCUGCGGUUCAGCAAACCCGCCACCAUGAAUAGCUUCCGCGCGUCCUCGAUUAUCCUGAACAACACCCGGAGCCGGUCGUUCCACUCGACACCCAUGCGCCGCAACGAGGCGGUGACCCCUGCCGCACCCAGCAGUGUAGUUGAGACGGUGGCAGCUACGGCCCCCAGCAGCGUAGCCGACACCGUUGCAGCUGCAGCGCAAACACAACUCGAUCCAACGCCCGCGGUACAGGCGGCUAUGCAGAUCGGCGAUCUGGCCAAAUACGGGCUUGACACGACUCUGCCGACGCGCUUGACAGAGUAUGCGUUGGAAUUCGUGCACGUCACGACGGGUCUUCCCUGGUGGGCAACAAUUGCGGCUGUGGUGGUGGCGAUCCGCGCGGCAUGCUUCCCGUUGGCGGUAUUCGGGCAGCGCAACGUGGCCAAGCUGAACAACCACAAGCCGGAGCUGACGCUGAUCAUGGAGGAGCAGAAGCGGGCGCAGGCAGCAGGCGAUUUCUAUAAGCGGCGCGGAAUCUAUCCGUUCCGCGGUGCUCUGGCGGGAGCUGCCUCGGCACCCUUCAUGAUGCUAGCUCUGCAGACUGGCGGCCUGUGGUGGUUCACGGAUCUGUCGGUGAUGGAUCCGACGUACAUCCUGCCGGUGCUGUCGUGCGUGGGCAUGAUGGGCGUGAUUGAGCUGCAGUCCAGGCUCAACUCGGCCACUGAGCAGAGCAAGCAGGCAAAGAUCCUGAUGCGCUGCAUGGGUGUCGGUAUGGCGUACUUCACGUCGGGACUGCCGGCAGGCAUCUUCACGUUCUGGGUGGUCAACAACCUUGUGUCGGUGGGCCAGGUUGGAAUCAUGCACACCGACUGGUUCCGCAAAAAGUACGGCGUGGUUGACAUCACAAAGGUCAAGUUUGCGCGCGAGCAGGAGUCCAUCGAUUCCCAAAAGAAGUCGACCAAGUUUGUUGUCAAGCACAAGGACAUUUCGGCACCCACCAAGCAGCAGCAGUGAGCAGUUUCUAGUAAUAAAAAAAAGUCUAUUUUUGACU